Messenger RNA from Helianthus annuus (common sunflower), 2924 nucleotides. Its product is annotated as protein-tyrosine-phosphatase MKP1. The record is from RefSeq and is a predicted model, not a curated record. The transcript is spliced from 4 exons. Lineage: Eukaryota; Viridiplantae; Streptophyta; Magnoliopsida; Asterales; Asteraceae. Gene Ontology annotation, biological process: protein dephosphorylation. The coding region runs from base 265 to 2628 and encodes 787 amino acids. Gene Ontology annotation, molecular function: protein tyrosine/serine/threonine phosphatase activity.
AUAAAAACAGAAAAAAAAAGAGUCUAAAGCUGAAGCUGCUUUUCUAUUUUUAACAAAUAUAUUUCAGAAUUGAAAAUUUGUUUUUUUAUAUUUCAAGAAUCUCACACUCCUCUUUGCUACCAGAAGCUCCAUUGUUCUUCGUCAUUUCGUCACGAUUUCAUCAUCUGUGAAAUUUGUUAAUCUGUUAGUGGUUUAGUUACCAAAGGAUAUAUAGAUCUACUACCAGUGUGGAUUUUGGUUGUAGUUAGGGUUUUGUUUAGUGGGAUGGUAGGGAAAGAGGAUGAGUGUGGUGGAGAUGGUGGUAACUGUGACGGUGGUGGUGGCGGUGGGAGUGAUGGUUCGCGGUUGAAUAAUUUGAUUUCUGGUAAUAGGAAGAUGUAUUGGCGGUCAGCUUCGUGGUCUUCGUCUCAUGUGUCAUUGCCACCGCUUGUUCCUGAUGGUGUGAAAGACGGUGGAGAUGUUGAUGGUAGUAAUGGUGGUUUGAGUCGAAGGCGUCCGGCUCCGUUGACUCCUAGAUCGAAUAGUAAAGGCCGGUCGUGUUUGCCGCCGUUAGCGAUUGCUAGAAGAAGCUUGGAUGAGUGGCCGAGAGCUGGUUCGGAUGAUAUUGGUGAGUGGCCAAUUCCGAGCACGCCUAGUGGAAGAGAUAUGAACAGUAACGGUGAAAGGCUAAAGCUCGAUUUGUCAUCGAUUCAAAGAAUUCCGGAGAGAAAUCCAGGUCUUGUUAGAAGAGAUAAGAUUGCGUUUUUCGAUAAAGAGUGUUCGAAAGUUGCUGAACAUAUCUUUCUCGGUGGUGAUGCAGUUGCAAAAGAUAAAGAAAUACUUAAACAACAUAAAAUCACUCAUAUUCUUAACUGUGUAGGUUUUGUCUGCCCUGAAUAUUUCAAAGGAAAUUUUGUUUAUCGAACUUUAUGGUUACAAGAUAGCCCUUCAGAAGAUAUCACAAGUAUACUAUAUGAUGUUUUUGAUUACUUUGAAGAUGUUAGAGAUCAAGGUGGAAAAGUCUUUGUACAUUGUUGUCAAGGGGUAUCUCGGUCAACUUCAUUGGUAAUUGCUUAUCGUAUGUGGAGAGAAGGUCAAAGCUUCGAUGAUGCUUUUCAAUACGUAAAAGCAGCCCGAGAAAUCGCUGAUCCUAAUAUGGGAUUUGCAUGUCAAUUGUUACAAUGCCAAAAAAGGGUUCAUGCAUUUCCUUUAAGUCCGAGUUCAUUACUUAGAUUAUAUAGAAUCGCACCUCACUCUUCAUACGACCCGUUACAUCUUGUUCCCAAAAUGUUAAACGUUCCUUCUCCAGGUGCUCUUGAUUCUAGAGGUGCGUUCAUUUUGCAUAUACCUUCAACAAUCUUCAUAUGGGUCGGUAAGAAAUGUGAAUCUUUAAUGGAACGAGAUGCAAGAGGUGCUGUUUGUCAGAUUGUUCGCUAUGAAAAAGUUCAGGGGCCGAUUGUUGUAGUGAAAGAAGGGGAAGAACCAUCAUACUUUUGGGAUGCGUUUUCUAGUCUUUUACCUUUAAUGGAUAAAUCCGGUAAUGUAAUGGAUAUUGGUAAGUUUUCUAAGGUCAACCCAGGUGAGAGAAUAGUUGACUCGUACAGCGUUGAUUACGAGAUUAUUCAAAAAGCAAUUGUUGGCGGGUUUGUGCCCGCGUUUGCAUCAUCUGAAACCGAUCAAGAAACUCAUCUUCCCGCUAGAGAAAACAGUUGGAGCGUAUUGAGACGGAAAUUCGCAUCGGGUAAUAUGAAGGAAUUUGUCUUAGCUUCUAAAUCUGCUCCAUCUAGAGUCUAUCCCGAUUCAGUGCUUUUAAGUUCAGAGAAUCAUACUAAUUUUUCAUCUAAACCAUCGUUGUCAUCAUCGUCAUCAUUGUCACCAUCAUUUUCAUCGGCUUCUUCUCCCGAUUCUAUAUCGUCCGAUUCAACGAUUAGCUCCAAAUGUUAUUCAGAUUCUCCCGUUGCAUCUCCGUCAGUAUCGUCACACACUCACGCUUUAUCUUCAACCAUAUCCACUCUGUCGAAUUUGUCACUUGUUCCAACUAAACUCUCUCCUCACUCCAUAUCUAAAAGCUCUGAGUUUAUCGAUGUAAAUUUCGCCUCAACAAACUCAUGUUCACAGUCGGUCUUAUCACCGUCAAAAAGGUCUUCACUUUCCAUUGCUGAACGCAGAGGUGGCACUCCUAAAUGUCUUAAACUACCAAUGCUGAGUGAUGACUCACAGGGUCAAGAUGCUUGCAUCGUCAUUGAACCUAAUAACGACAUUGUAUUAGAACUGAAAGAAACGGGACUGAAUCAAGAACCCGUGAAGCGAGAAAUUGUGGUACUUGAGUGGCCUACUUUGGAUAAGAUUAUGGGAUUAUGUAGUGGAGGUAUGGAUUCCAGUCGAAUGUUCGUUUUUGUUGUUGCUAAUUCAGGUUCGGAAAAAGAUGGAGAUUCUGUCGUGUAUAUAUGGGUGGGAAAAGCGUUCAGGCAUGAUAGCUGGGAUCUUGUUGAUACAAACAAAAGAGUUGCCGAUUUACCGGAUUUUUUCAUGAAGGAAGCUAUUAAGAAGGUUCUCUCAGAAGCGGGAUUGUCAAAGGACACUCACAUUAAGGUUGUGAAGCAAGAUGAAGAACCUUCAGAAUUCGUUGCAAUUCUGAAUUCUUUGUAGCUCCCCGGUGUAGCUAUCAGAUGUGGUGCAGCAUUCCCUAACUCCCCUGUUUCUGAUUUCUGUUGUUCUGACAACGUUUCAGUGAAAGAUGCUGGAAGAAAUGGUGAGAAUGUAUCAAGGAUUCAGUUGCAAACUCGCAAAGCAUUUUAGACGCGUGUGUGGCACCUCUUGUCUUCUAACCUUUUAGACACAUUGGCUGUAUAUUUCUUUGUUUUAACAGUUUCGUAUAACCCUUAAUUUAUGGAAUAGAUUCACUCAAAUAUCAGUUUAAAUAUCAACUAUUAUACAUUCUGAUG